Messenger RNA from Onychostoma macrolepis, 2796 nucleotides. RefSeq lists its product as uncharacterized. The coding region runs from base 261 to 2618 and encodes 785 amino acids. Gene Ontology annotation, cellular component: nucleolus; small-subunit processome. Lineage: Eukaryota; Metazoa; Chordata; Actinopteri; Cypriniformes; Cyprinidae. The record is from RefSeq and is a predicted model, not a curated record. Gene Ontology annotation, biological process: rRNA processing. The transcript is spliced from 15 exons.
CUGCACACUCCAGCACAGGAGGUGGCGCUAUGCACUCAAUUGUUGGAUUGCAACACAGAGAAGAAUCAGAUGUUGGAGACGUACAUUGAAAAAAUGAUUUUGACGAUUGUCUUUUAGCAAUUUUGAUAACAUGCUGGCCUUUCUAAGUUGACGGACAUAUUGAUAUUUGAAAUCUCUGAUUUUCUAAAUCAUAUCAGGGAAAAGAGAAAAAUCAACCGUUUUCACACUUCGACGGGACACGUGGGACACAACUGCGCAGCAUGGUCAAGCCAAGCUCUCUUCAGAAAACAUUAAGCAAAGGUGCAAAGCUAACCUCAGCUAUGGCUGUUGAAAGUGGUGAAGAAGAUGACCUUUCCAUUAAUGAACAAGCCAUCAGUGCCAGUGAAGAUGAGGAGGGCAGUGAUGAUGAGAGAAAACAUAAGAAGCUACUGGAAGCCAUCAGUUCUAUGGGUGGGAGAAAGAGGAAAAAGCAGAAUGAGCGCUCUGAAGCAAGUGUGCAGGUCUCCGAGUUCUUUGUCAAUGCAGAGGGUACAGGAGAGAAAAUCAACCUUUCUGACCUCCUGGGAACUGUGGAGAAGACCUCGGGAGCUUCCAACAAGACCAAGAAACAGCUGAGGAACCUGCAAAACAGUAAAGGGACUUUGGCAUUACCGCUCAACAAACAGGAAACAGAGAAGAUUCAGAGAGGCAUAGCGUAUGAGAAGACCACUAAAGAGGUGUCUUGCUGGCAGAACAUCAUAGUGCAGAACCGGAAGGCCGAACAAAUAGUGUUUCCUUUGAACCAGGAGUCCUCAGGACCUAAACGGGUGGAGCAGGUUGUGGCUGGAUGGAAGGCUCAAACUCCUCUUGAACAAGAGAUUUUCAGACUCUUGCGCAUCAACAGCCAGCCAGUCAAUGACCCUGUUUUGACUGCUGUAGAGGAGGCGUCACUUAAAGCCAUGAGCUUGGAGGAGGCUAAGAUUCGCCGUUCUGAGCUUCAAAAGACAAGAGCUCUUCAAUCAUACUAUGAGGCAAAAGCCAAAAGAGAAAAGAAUAUCAAGAGUAAAAAGUACCGCAGGAUUCAGAAGAAAGCCAAGCAUAAAGAGUUUCUGAAGCAGUUUGAGGAAAUGGUAAAGACGAAUCCUGAAGGAGCUCUGGAAGAGCUAAAAAAGAUGGAACUGUCCAGGAUGCAGGAGAGAAUGUCUCUGAAGCAUCAGAACAGUGGCAAGUGGGCAAAAUCAAAAGCCAUAAUGGCAAAAUAUGAUGAUUCGGCACGCAAAGCAAUGCAGGAGCAGUUGCAGAUGAAUAAAGAUCUUACCCAGAAGAUUGUGGUGCUUUCUGAUGACGAACAUGAAAGUAACGAGGAAGGACUGGAGACGGUACCUGAUUUUGUGAACAACCCUGAGCCAGUCAUUGACCCUGUCAAUCCCUGGAUGAGAGGCCAACUUACACAUGAAGAACCUGAGGUUAGCUGUGUCACAACUGAGGAGCCUCAAACAGCAGAACAGGAGAAUGAGGAAGAGGAACUAAUUGGAGAAUUUGAGAGGAAGAGGAAUCUGAGGCAAGCUGAUGAAGAGGACUUGAUUCCUACAGAAGAACAGAAACCUGAAAGCGAGGUAGUUGAAGAUGAUGUGGUUGAGGUAUCUGACAAAGAGGAGGAGGAGGAGGACGAAGAAGAGGAGGACGUUUCUGAGUUUAACACCCUUUUCAGGCUUAUGAGGAGUGAGAAGACACUUGAGGGUCCAAAUCAGAAGUCGCAAGGGUUGAACACACCCGAGCGAGAAGGUGAAGAGGGACUUUUGAAUGAAGGACCGAUUCGAGUCAGGAAUAUUGAGGACCUGGAGGUUUUGCCUGAGGAUGUCGACCCCCAACCCAUUGCGGCGCCGUCACUGCCACAGACGGCUGUUGGGGAAGCCACUUCUGAGCCUCCUAACAAAAAGAGGAGGGAAAUCGACCUCAAAGAAGUACUCACCAAAGAUGCCAGAGUCGUCAAAGUUCCCUUUUUGCCAAAAGUGGUUGAAGAGGAAGAUCAUGAUGAACAGAUCUCCAUCAUCAAGGAGGCCUUUGCUGGGGAUGAUGUAAUUUCUGAUUUUAUAAAGGACAAAAGGAAACAGGAAGCUGCUGGGAAGCCUAAAGUGGUGGACCUGACACUGCCAGGCUGGGGAGAAUGGGGAGGUGUUGGUCUCAAGCCAUCCCGCUGGAAACGCAAAAGAUUUAGGAUAAAAAUGGCUCCAUCACCUCCACGGCAAGACCGGAAACUGCCUGAUACCAUCAUAUCAGAGAACAGAAGUACAUCAAUCGCUUCCCAUCAGGUUAGUCAACUACCAUUCCCGUUUCAAAAUACUGCACAGUUUGAGUCUUGCAUCCGUACACCUAUUGGGCAGACGUGGAACACACAAGGUGUUGUGAAGAAGAUGACAAAACCCAAAGUUAUCACUAAUUUGGGUGCGAUCAUUGAGCCUAUGGUCAAGGAGGACUUCAUAAAGAAUAAGACCACAACAUCAGCUGGUAAAGGACCAGCAAUCAUGUUGGGAGAAAACAAAAGGGCAAAUAAGGGCAGGAAAUGGUCAUCAGCAAAGCAUAGAGGAAGAAGAGGAUCACAGAAGAGGAAAAAGCAACAGACUUCAGUAACUGCAUAAAUAGAUUUGAUUUGUGAGGUAAAGUGUUUCAAGAAGACAUCUCUGUGAUAAAUUAACAUAUGAACUUAUGAUUCUGAUCAUGGUCACAUACAUGUAAUUGUAUUUAUCAGAAUACCUAUUAUUAGUAAUAACUGUUUUUUCUGUUCAGCCGCUCUCAAAUAAAUCAAUUUUAAAAGCA